Messenger RNA from Parascedosporium putredinis, 5802 nucleotides. The record is from the annotation of a GenBank genome assembly. NCBI's taxonomy places the organism in Eukaryota, Fungi, Ascomycota, Sordariomycetes, Microascales, Microascaceae.
AUGGCGCCCCAACCGAUCAACGAGGUGGUCUCCGAGUGGUUCACCAAGUUUCGUGCCAUCCCUGCGGACGUACAUAUCCUCUGUCCCAAAAUCAGUGACGAUGAUGUCGAGGAUUACGCUGCGCCCUCGGACACGGACGAAGGGGAGAAGAGAAAGAAGCGCGUGGAGGAAGGCGAAGAAAGGAUAGCGACCGUCUACUGGACUAGUCUGCUAUUAGCGAUGCCCAAGGCGAAAACGGAGCAAUGUAUGGAAGAGUUUGGCAACCGCUUGAGCGGUGCGCUCAGGAAAUGUGACAAAUGUGUUAUGAACUGGCAUAUGAAGCGGAAGGCCUUCCUCAGCAAGUUCCAAGAGGACUACAAUGAAGAGGCUGUCCGUGAGGUACAGCGCUUGUUCAGCACUUUGGAUUUCAACAGCCUCGACAAGGGAUUGAAGUGGGCCCAGGAGUCGAUUGACAAGGUCAAAAGCGAAACUGGCGCCUUCAAGGUUGCCAGUUUGGGAGCUGAGAGAGGCCCGUUCUUGCUCACCAUAUACGAGGCUCUUUGUUGCGUGCCUUAUCUUAGUCUUCCCGAUAAACGACAAGAUUUCUUGUCUGUUUUCUACAAAGUAAACGCCAAGAAGCCCCUUCGGCUCGGUAGCGGGUCUGUUUUGCCGGCCACAACGGCGUUCUUAUUCGCUGAAGACCCUGUCGCUCUCCGGUUUGCAAAAGCAUGCUGGGAAACACUGGAGCCCAGCUCGCUGACUCCGGAGCAGUUUGACUGGGCGGUAGCGGGGCCUUUGGCGGAGGCUAUGAGGGAAGUGGGCACGCUCGACCCGACGAGGCCGGACUUGUAUCCCAAGAUACAACAAUUCUGGGAGGGGUUUUUCCUCAUCCUUCGCUCCCUCGGCGAACAUCUCAUCACACACAACCUCGCAGAGAUGGACGUCAACGUAGCUCUCUAUACGCCCCUAUUUAACCACCUACAGUUCUGCAAUUCCGAAGCGAUCCUGGUAAACCUUAUCAAGGUCAUCACGACGCUCCUCGAGAAGGCGCCAUCUGCUUUUGGAGUGCUAGGACACGCGGCAUGCGCGCGCGCCGGCUUCGACGCUCUGACCGACGUCCUCGAGUCCUUCUUAACGGUGGCUAACGCGAAUGGCCAGUUUCCCACAACUCUUCAGCGAAGCUUCGUCUUGCCCAACAAUAUAUUGCACCUGAAUGCUGUUGUCAACAUGGCCCACCAAUUUAGGUUUCAACUCGUAGAGUGGGCCGAGAAGCGUAGCCAGCCUUUUGACGCGAACAAAGCUGCCCUAAGAGUUAUCCGAACGGCGCUGGAGUUGGACUCUAGAACCACAGCCGAAGAGUGUAAAGGCAUUCACCUCGGGAAACCUUACCAGACCGUAGUGAAGCGGGAGUCUGCUUCUCUCUGGGACGGGUUCCUCGACCUGCUAUACCCCGGAAAUCUAGACCAAGCGCGUCAUGUUCUUCAUGGCAUGUUUCCGCUGCUCUGCGUAGAAGCCUUCAGACCGGAGAGGAAGGCCGUGAAGCCAAUGGAGAGAUCCAAGAUUUUGUUCAACGAGCACUUUGAGAAGCUCACGGGCGUAGUUGGCACUGUGCUUCAGCGACUAUCGCAGUUCAAUGCCACAGAGCUUGAUGACCUGUCUCGCGAUGGUAUGAAGGUCAUUCUAGCUUUUAGUUUCCACGGCGCGGAUGUCAUCCGCGAGGCUGCGAUUGAACUGCUGAAAGCUAUGACGAAGAAGGCCACAAGCUCUGACGCCGUCAUUCAGCUAGUCCAUCAGCAGCCGAGCGGGACCAUCCGCAUUUUUAACUAUGCCAUCAACCAGACGGUGAAGCCGCCAAUUGACGAGGGUUGCGGAAUUGAAGAUGACGUCCUAUCCGCGCUUUGCGACCCUGCCACUGGCCUGCUCCGAACUGCGUCGCUGUCCCCGCCCGAACUCGAUACGGUGUUUAGCUGGUGGACGACCCAAUGGCACUGGGUAGAAACGGUGUUCAAGUACACGGAGAAGUGGUCGUACUAUAUCGAGAUCCCGGUCAUGACCAACCUCUGUCGGCAAAUGAUUGAGCUGGCAGAGAGCUUGGUUGCGGAGGAUGCGCUGCUCGCGUCCGCCUUGAAGGAGAACUUCUUGAAGAAAAACGGCGAUACCCCACAGGAUGAUUCCAAGGUCCAGGCGGAUAUGAUGCGGAAGGUGCUGAAUACGUGCUCAAAGUACCUCUAUGGCCUGACGAAGAUGCUUCGUCUUCGGGAUACCUACCUUAUCUCUAUUACCACGAAAAUCGUGUGUAAGCUGCUCGAGCGUCUCCGAGAGUUUGACCUCGAGAUUGGGACGAAUAGUCGGUCAUUCAUUUACCGCACUUGCAAGAUUACCCCUGAGGGAAAGUACGAAAUCGGUACCAACCUGACUCGGCAGCAGAAAGCAGAGCUGCUCAUGGCCCUGGAUGGCGAUGAUGCGGAGAUCGAGAUCAUUGCUGAGCGCAAGGCUCUGGAGCCGCAGAAGCUCAAGAAGCAGAGCAAAUUGGAUCUUUGGACCAAAGCCGGGGUCGGGGAGCGUUCGAAUAGAGACGAUGUACUCGAACUAAGUAGCACCAUUGACAGUCGUCGAUCUGUCCUCGACCAGAUUGCCCAGCGCCAGGCGAAAGGCAAGGUUCCUCUGUCUAAGCCUGUGCGACCUGCGGCACCUAAACUUGCGCCAGGGGUUGGAGACGCAGCUCGAAUCAAAGCCCUAAAGGAGUCGCGUUUGCAGGCGAAGGAAGAGAAGAAGCGGCGAGACCGCGAGUUUGCUGCCAAGAUGAAAGGUGCUCAACCUGAAGCUCCUGCUCUCCGUAGCGAGAUCAUGGUAGACACUUCGGAAGAGGAAGAAGAAGACUCGGAAGAUGAAGACUUGGAUGCCUUCAUGCAGAAACAACAGGCAGGUUUGAAGGCACAGAACGAAGCCGAGCGCCUCCGAGCCCGCGCUUUGCUGCAAAGCCACCGCGCACCUAUCAAGAAGAGGAAGCAGAAUUUGACAGAAAAGGACAUCCGUGCUAGAAUUGAUCCCAAUAUGGGUCCUCUGCACCGAGCCAUCCUUGAGUGGGACAUUUUCCACGAGGGUGAUGAGCUAGCUUACAAGGACACCUUCUCUCCGCUGCUUCUUCAUGAAGCUUGGCGAUCCUUUGUCACGGCAAUGGAGGAGGCGACAUCGAAGCCAUUUGGCAUGAAGAUUGCCUCCCGAAUGAAUUUUGACGGAUUUAUCCAAGUGACAUCGAGCAUGCCACAGACAGAAAAGGGAAGAGAGCGUCCUGUCAGCGAAGGCGACAUUGUGGUCAUCUCCAAAGCGGAAAAUCCGUUACAAGACCGCCAGGCGCCGCACUGCCUUUCGAGAGUCCACAAGAUUCAGUUCAAGCAGGGAAGCCUCGAGAUCGAGUAUCGCGUUAGCCCCAAGAGCCUUUCGAUCAUCCCGGAGCUCAUGCCGAACAAAGUCUUGCACGUAGCCAAGAUUACUAACAUGACGACAAUUGAGCGAGAAUAUGCCACGCUUCAGGGCCUUCAGCACUAUGAUCUCCUAGAAGAAGUUCUCGAGGCGAAACCCUCUCCUAUCCUGAAGUACAGCGAAGAAGCCGUGCAAUCAUACAUGAAUACCUAUAGUCUCAAUCCCGCCCAGGCUACUGCCACCCCCGGAACCGGCAAGACCAAGACUAUUACCGCGAUGGUGGGCUGCCUCUUGACUGGACAAUUGACCGGGCCGACCCCGGCACCGAAGACGGGCGGAGGUUCCGUCAAGAAGCUGUUGGUCUGCGCUCCCAGUAAUGCAGCCGUGGAUGAGUUGGUCCUUCGAUUAAAGCAAGGCGUCACGACGACGCGCGGAACCCAACGCAGCAUCAACGUGAUCCGCUUGGGACGUAGCGAUGCGAUCAAUGCUGGCGUAAAAGAUGUGACUCUUGAAGAACUCGUCAAUCGACGCCUUCAGGCGGAAAAUGUGAUGGACGCGAUCAAGUCUGAUCGCGACAAGAUCCACGUCGAGGCCGCAGAGAUCAAGCAGAAAGUCGACGAGCUCUGGGUCAAAGUGAGCAUCGCGCGCGAUAGCGGAGACCGAGUCGAGAUGACAAAGCACCAGCGAGAGCUCGACGAGUGGAAGCGCCGACAGGCGCGUAUAGGUUCACAGUUGGAUGAGCUCAAAAGCUCUGGAAAGACGGUCUCUCGAGAGAUCGAUAUCAAGCGACUCCAGUUUCAGCGCGAGAUCCUAGGCGAAGCACACGUUUUAUGUGCCACACUGAGCGGCAGCGGACACGAAAUCUUCAAGAAGUUGACCGACGUAGACUUUGAAACGGUCAUCAUCGAUGAGGCGGCGCAGUGUGUGGAGCUGAGCGCCCUUAUCCCCCUCAAGUAUGGCUGCUUGAAGUGUAUUCUGGUCGCGCGCUAUGGAUACGACCAAUCUCUCUUUGUCCGUAUGCAGCGAUGCCACCCUCAGAACGUCCACCUGCUGGAUAGGCAAUAUCGUAUGCACCCCCAUAUUAGCAUGUUUCCUAGUCGAGAGUUUUACGAGGGCAAGCUUAUCGACGGCGCCGACAUGGCAUCGCUACGUCAGCAGCCGUGGCACGCCAGCGCCGACACCUUCAGCCCUUACCGCUUCUUCGAUGUAAAGGAUUAUUCCACUUUUGACUUCAAGAGGAAAAUUGGCAUUAUUACUCCUUAUAAAGCUCAGCUUUACGAGCUCCGCAAUCGAUUCGCUGCCCGCUACGGCAAUGACAUCACGGAAACGAUUGAAUUCAAUACUACAGAUGCCUUCCAGGGCCGCGAGUGUGAGAUUAUCAUCUUCUCUUGCGUCCGUGCUAGUCCCACAGGAGGUAUUGGUUUCAUGACGGAUAUUCGUCGUAUGAACGUCGGUCUCACCCGUGCAAAGUCAUCGCUCUGGAUUCUGGGCGAUUCUAGGGCUCUCGUGCAGGGUGAGUUUUGGGGUAAACUCAUCGACGAUGCGAGGCAGCGACAGGUGUAUACCGAGGGCGAUGUGUUGGCCCAGCUUAGGCGGCCCACGCAAAGGCGCGUGCUGCCAAUACUGGAUCGCAGCCCUCCGACUGAACCUCACCCGCAGCCGCCGCCCGACAUUCCUAUGCCCGAUGCCAACCCGCCGCCGUUGUCGACGACGACGACGACGACGACGACGAGUAGCGGUGUCUCACGACCUCCUACGCAGCAGAUCCCGAGUCGCGCACCAGAUCAUCAGGGAGGCGGUAUCCCCAUGGGUAUCCUCGCCCGGCGUGUCCCUAGCAUUGACAGCCAAGGCAACGUUUCUCCGCACAUGCCGUCCGUCGUUGGCCGGCCGGUUAUCCACCCCACGGCCCACAAUCCGGACAACUCGGAGGCGAAGAAACGACGCCACGAUGGGCACGAUAUCUCGGGCCCAGACACGAAGAAGCUCAACCUCAACAAGCCCAGCAACCGCAACGGCCUCCGCCGCAUCAGCGGCCUCAUCAGCCCCAGCAGCCUCAGUAUCCCCAGCAUCCUCAGCAUCCACAGCAUCCACAGCAGCCUCCUACUGGACCGGCCGCUGAUUCUCGACCUCGACCUCAAGGGCCCAAUCCGCCCCGUUCUCGCCGUUGAUCUCCUCAACCCCAGCCCUGCCUCCGAGGCUCGCAAGCACAAGCUCAAGACCCUUGUGCCCGCUCCCCGAUCCUUCUUCAUGGACGUCAAGUGCCCCGGCUGCUUCACCAUCACCACCGUCUUCUCCCACGCCCAGACCGUCGUCAUCUGCCAAGGCUGCACCACUGUCCUCUGCCAACCGACCGGUGGCAAGGCCCGUCUCACCGAGGGUUGCUCUUUCCGAAGGAAGUAA